GGCUGCGGCGGCGUUGAGGCGGACGCGUCAGGAAGGCCGUGGGGCCGCGGAGUCGGGGCCUGCCGUGGGGCAUGAGCCGAGGGGACGACGCCGGAGUCACGAGCAUUUCAUAGAGAUUGAUGGAAGCAGAAACCAAAACUCUUCCCCUGGAGAACGCAUCCAUCCUUUCAGAGGGUUCCCUACAGGAAGGGCACCGGUUAUGGAUUGGCAAUUUGGACCCCAAAAUCACCGAAUACCACCUCCUCAAGCUCCUCCAGAAGUUCGGCACAGUAAAGCAGUUUGACUUCCUCUUUCACAAGUCAGGUGCUUUGGAGGGACAGCCUCGAGGGUACUGUUUCGUUAACUUUGAAACUAAGCAGGAAGCUGAACAAGCUAUCCAGUGUCUCAAUGGCAAACUGGCUCUGUCGAAGAAGCUGGUGGUGCGGUGGGCACAUGCUCAAGUCAAGAGAUAUGAUCAUAACAAGAAUGAUAAGAUCCUUCCAAUCAGUCUCGAGCCAUCCUCAAGCACUGAGCCUGCUCAGUCCAAUCUAAGCGUCACUGCAAAAAUAAAAGCCAUUGAAGCAAAACUGAAGAUGAUGGCAGAAAAUCCUGAUGCAGAGUAUCCAGCAGCUCCUGUUUAUUCCUACUUUAAGCCACCGGAUAAAAAGAGGACUACUCCUUAUUCUAGAACCGCUUGGAAAUCUCGAAGAUGAUGGUUUACUGUUGCAGCAACAGCAAAUUGAUCUUCACACCUAAAACCCUCUGCCUUGUACUUUGUAGAUGUGAGCGGUACUAUCCACAGCACAAUCACAUGGUAGAGUUUGGCGACAUAACCUUUUUGGAUGUUCUUAUGGAUGUUUCUUCCCUGAAGUAUGUGUGGAAUUGAGCAUCUUCCAGAAUAAAUAGGAUUGUAUCCAAAAUUGUGAUUUGAACACUGGGAUGCUCUAGCUGGCUGAUUUGUUUGGAUUCGUAACUCCAGAAACAUUGUAUAAUGUGCCAGAGAGAAAGGCAAACAUAAAACACGUUAUUUAAAUCAGGAAACUAAAAAAAACUGAGCAUUUUUCUGUGCUCAAGUGUCUUUACAACAUAGGAAAAAAGUGUGAGAUGGAGGGAAGUGAAAGACGAAUCGUGUUUGGAGUUGUUGUUCCAGAAUUUACCAUAGAAAUCCCUCCAAUUGGACUAAAAAGGGAAAGUUCUUGGCAAAACCGAGCUGGUUCUUUGAGCAAAUGUUGUGGUAAUCUGUUUAAGAAUCAUGCUUAUUGAUUCAGAAUUCCAAUUAGGAAAACGUGGUGUAUAUCUUUAAAUUGUUUGUGUCGACAAAACUGUAGAAUCAAAUUUAGCAUUUUAUACCACAACAGAAGAUCUAUUUGGAAACCCAGCUUUCAUUUUAUAGUGAUCAUUUUUUUUUUAAAUCUAAAUAAUCCUGCCUUCUAUAAUACCAAAUGUUAUUAACGUGGGACUUUUAAAAUUGCUCUUAUUGCAUGAGGUUGUUUUAUAGCAUGAGAGUGUUCUAUUUGGAAUUGUAUCAUGGCCAAUCUAAAUAGAAAAGCAAAUUUUCUUUAACAGCCUAGAUGUUGCUACAUCGAUCGCUGUCACACAUACUAUUUUCUGACCAUUGUGUAGGGGUCUGAGUAGAAGCUGAACUCUCUUGGGCAGGGUGAGGAGGGGGCACACGAGAGACGCGGAAGCCAGUGGGACAGGCACUGCUCUGGGACGAAGAAUAUGAUGACCUCGUGGCUGGUGUAGUUUUACAAGGAUUGAAAGACAGCAUGAGUUUAAAUGAUUCUUCAUUCCUGGAACGUACUUCUCCCCCAUUUUUGCUAUUUGGGACUUUCCAAAUGUAACACUAGAGAGGAAAAAAAAAAAAUGAGUCCGCAGGUUCGGGAAUGUUUCUGUGUCAGCAGUGUUGGUCACGGUGGUGCCAUGUCCAGGCGCUGUUGCGUGGGUAGCACCAUUGCUGCGGCACCUGGCCCGCCUCACCCUUGCCCCAGCGGCCAUUCUUAGUGAUCGCACCCUGUCCGCCACUACCUUUCCUAGCAAGAGGAACAUUUCAGUAAAGUCACUUAAGUCUUCCUAUGAGCAUCAGUUUGAAGCGCUUGAACAAAAACCAUCGCCUAGUAAGGCUUCAGAAUAUACACAGCUGGUUCAAAGAAAUUCUUACAGCUUUCCCAAGGUAAAUCUUUUUAGAUAUCUUUAGAUAUUAAAUACGUUCUGCGUUUAUUAGUGAUGAUGUCUAUAAUAAAAGUAACUCUUCUUCCAUGUGGGGGAUAGUUCAGGGAAGGUGGGAGCAUUAUCUCCCAUUUUUCUGGUGACUUCUUAGAGUAUAGAAUUCACCCUUUUAUCCUUAAGUCCUCAAAGGGUUAUGGUGAAGUAGGACUUCCUUAAUGCAAAAUAGUCUUCUAUUUUUAAUAGGAAUUUAGAAAAUACUUAACUUUGAAUUACAUAGAGUUGUUUCCUUUAGAAACCAGAGCUAUUUAUUUGUAUUUAAAGCAAUGUUUAUUAUUUGUACCAAUUCUUACUCCUCUGUGUGAAUAAAUGCAAGACAGUGUCCGUGUGAUCGUGUCCUCUCAUCCGUUUCCUGGA
Messenger RNA from Talpa occidentalis (Iberian mole), 2562 nucleotides. RefSeq names its product RNA binding motif protein 18 (gene RBM18). The coding region runs from base 120 to 692 and encodes 190 amino acids. The transcript has 6 exons. Gene Ontology annotation, molecular function: RNA binding. The record is from RefSeq and is a predicted model, not a curated record. Lineage: Eukaryota; Metazoa; Chordata; Mammalia; Eulipotyphla; Talpidae.